UCAUGGAAAUUGACCUUAACGUUCGAUAAAUAUUUAUUUCCAGUUGGAAGAAACAAAAGUUUUACAUUAUCUGUUGUAUACAUAGUUUAGUGUUUGUGCGUCGUGUAUUAAUUAUUGUUAAGUUCAUUAGAUAUAAAUAACUUAUGUAAUUUAGUUCAAAUUUCAACAUAUUUAAUUGCUAACCUACCAACCAGUUUUGUAUGCUGCCAAAUUGUAAUGUUACAGAUUAAAAGUGUUCAAAAAUAUGUCCAAUAAUCCGUACACUAUUCGCUUUUUUCGUAGUCACUCUGCAGAUCUCCCAUUUAUGACACACAACACACGAACAACUCUUACCAAUGUUAUUAGAGAAAUUGGACCUAUUGUGGAAACUGCUAGAAAUGUAAAUGCAGGCGUACAGAAUGCGAUAUCUUCGAGUUUCCUGAACACGUCUUCGUCGCAAUCAGAAAACAACCAGCCAUCAACAUCCAGAGCUGAUGAAAAUAAUACAUUCAUAAUAAACUUGGAUCUUCCAAGAAAUGAUGGACCAGAUGCUGAAAACUUACAUGCACAUCCAGCAAAUUAUGUUAACAAUGCAGGCAAUAAUGCAAAUAAUAAUAACAAUGCAGAUGAAGUGAUAAAUCAGGAGGGUCCGACACAUGCUGAAGUUCAACAAUUUUUAAAUGUGAUUCUUAAGUAUGUUCCCUUUAUCUUCAUACUUAUUGCAAAAACACUAUAUGAUUAUCAUCAAGGAAUCUUUUUACUUAUCAUACUUUUUAUCACAUUUUGUCAUUCAAAUUCUACAGUAAGGAAAGAAACUAUUAAAAGACAUAGACGAAGUUUGUGGACAUUAUCUAUUGAACUGUUGUACAUAUUUGCUUGUUUAUAUUUCAUUCGUUACAUAUUUGAAGAUGAGUUACACAAUUUUAAUAUUGUUUUCAAUCUGGUUUUAAUAAGAACUGAAACUCCAUUACUCACAGUCUGGAGUUUAUUGUGGAUUGUGGUUAUUACUGAUUUUAUUUUAAAAUUAGUCACUGUAACCAUAAAAAUUUUAUUAACAAUGUUGCCUGGAAAUAUCAUUGAUUUCAAGAAAAGAGGUAAAAUAUAUUUGUUUAUUGAGGCCAUAUCACAAUUAUAUAGGAGUAUUACUACAAUCCAGCCAUGGCUUUACUAUUUAUUGGAAUCAUAUCAAGGACCUGAAAAAAUUGUGGCUGUCUUCCUAUCAGCAUUUUAUAUGAUUUCAAAAGGAAAUGAUUUAAUGAUUAAAAUUACAUUCCUUAGAAAAGCUUUUCUUAAGUUGUUGCAAAAUGUGACGAUCGGAUCAUCUCCAAGUAAAGAUCAAAUACAAAGUGCUGGAGAACAUUGCCCUAUUUGUCACGACGAGUACGAGGCACCUGUUCUGUUACAAUGUCGACACAUUUUCUGUGAAAGUUGCGUGACCACCUGGCUGGAUAGAGUACAAACUUGUCCACUGUGUAGAGCGAAGAUAGUUGACGAUCCUUCUUGGCGAGAUGGCUCAACAUCUCAUUUUAUGCAAUUAUAUUAAAUUUUAACGAUUUAGUAGAUAAUAAGUUAAUUUGUCUGACGAUUUUGUUGUUAAUUUUGUCUUACUUUGUAACAUUAUAUUGUUGUUAUUGUGUAUGAAAAUUGUAGGGUUAUUUAUUUUUUCAUUGUUAUUUUUAUUGAUUUUGAGGAAAUUAAUAUUAUUAAUAUAUAUUAUACUUUCAAAUGUAAAAAAUAAGUUUUAACCAGUGCACAAGAAAUCUAUUAGAAUAGAUUUUUUAAGAACUGAUAUUUAAUAUAUUGAGCUAAAAAUAAAUAUGUGAUAUGUAAGUAUAAGAUAAGUACUAAAUAUUAUAUGUAUUACAUAUAUAUUUUAUUUUCAUUUGUGAUGCAAUAGAUCUACUAUUAACAAAAAAAUUCCAAUCCAAAAAAUAAGUAUAAUGAUUUUUA
Molecule: messenger RNA, 1929 nt
Organism: Aethina tumida (small hive beetle)
Lineage: Eukaryota; Metazoa; Arthropoda; Insecta; Coleoptera; Nitidulidae
Product: RING finger and transmembrane domain-containing protein 2
Exons: 3
Coding region: 245-1522 (425 amino acids)
Biological process (GO): positive regulation of ERAD pathway
Molecular function (GO): ubiquitin protein ligase activity; metal ion binding
Source: RefSeq, a predicted model, not a curated record